AUGAAGCGUCUCGGAACGGCUGUGACCAUCACCGACCCACUUGUAAAGUACAAUGCCCUUCUUGCAACCGGCACCUUUCACCCCGACCCCGCGCAGCACCGCCUGGCUCAUCACCUGCAAAAGCUCUACGUCCGGCUGAAAGACUACCAGCCGUCCACAGAGUACCGGACAAAGCUCCGACAGAUAACCGAGUCUAUCGGCGGUGCCAGGGAAAAUGAGACGGACCGGCUGGCAGUCAGAAGCCAUCCCAUCAGGCGCAACCCUCUUUUCGCCAAGUUCUUCAGGUCGACCGAGGGACCACGAGACAGUCUGUCCCUCACACGUAUUCUGACGAGCCAUGAGGCUGCCGUCGAUAUCGACUCUCCCAAAGGGCUAUUCCUCUCAGGCGAGGUCGGCACUGGGAAGUCCAUGUUAUUAGACCUCCUGGCAGAUGGUGGCCUGGUCCGCAAUUUAUUCGGCAUGGGCGCUCAGAAGCAAAGAGGAGAGCUGUUUGGGAGCACGAGCGAUUUUGCCGCCUUCUUGGAGGUCUUGAAGGCGAGAUGCGACUUCUGGCAUAUGGAAGGUGCCCAGGACUGGCGGCGGCGAGACAUACAAGAGCACCUUGGCCUACACCAGAAAGCAAACACAGCGCCUGGGUCUACAGCUUCCCCCUCCACCGUGGAAAGUCCGGACUCGGAUCUUUUACUCAUCCGUGAUGAGAUUGGUGACUCAACAACACCACGAAAAUACGCACUCACGAUAGACAGCUCCGAAAGUUGGAAUCAGAUGGUACUAGAGACUGUCAACAACCCGCUCCUUUCAUCAAUACCCUGGGAGCCGGCAACUUUGGUUGUGUAUGGAAGGCUCGUCAAUGUACCCAGACACUACCAAGGUUUUACACACUGGGAUUUCAAUGAAUUGGUACACAAGUUUGGACCGGCUGAUUAUGUCACACUGGCCUCAAACUACCACACAUGGGUCAUCGACAACGUGCCCGUGCUACCGGUGUCCAUGAAGAAUGAAGCACGACGCUUCAUUACACUCCUGGAUGCGCUGUACGAGGCUCGUUGUAAGGUUCUUAUUCGAGCCGAAGUCGGUCCCGACAAUCUCUUCUUCCCAGAACAACAUCGGCGUCAGCCCUCAAAAUCCGGACUCACUACCAUGACCCGCUCCUCUUCGACUGCGAAAACCACCACCAGCAGCAGCACCACCGAGGAAGGCGAACACGAGGACGCGACCUAUUCUGAAACUAUCUCUGAAGUCUAUCAAGACUCUGCUGCCCCCUUCAGGCCCAAUAUAUCCAGUUAUAACGACGGUCCAUCUCCUUCUGCCAACAAAACUUCCAGUAUCCAUGCCGAGAUUGACUCAGAUUUCGGUGUCCUCGGACAGAAGGUCGACUUCGUGAACACAUCUGCAUUCACAGGAGAGGAUGAGCGAUUUGCUUACAAACGAGCGGCAAGUCGGCUGUGGGAACUCUGCAGUGCAUCCUGGCAUGGCCGUCUUGGACCUCCUGAGGCGUGGUGGCAGCCUGUGCCCGCUGAGGCGCGGCACUGGGAGAGCAAAGAACCGACAAAACCCCUGGACAUGAGCUACGCGGCGCAGAGCAAGACACCGGGGGAUGUUGCUUGGGUCUCACAAUGCGAGGCCGCAUUCCCAAACCUGACCUGGUCUAUCCAGGACGUCGUCUCACAGGGGCCUUUCACCCUCACCCCGAAAUCAGCACCGGUACUGGGACGCAUCAAAUCUGGCCAGCUGCACAUCCUCAAGUCCCAGCGCAAGAAUGAGCUCUCGGGGGAGAUGCUCAACUCCCGCACCGCAUCGCUGCACCAGAUCCACCGCGCCCUGCUGACCGCGCCACCGUCAGAGCCCGCCCCGGACACGGUCUUCGCGCUGAACUUCCAGGACCAACCCUUCGGCACGGCCUGGGCCUACUCGAGACAGGCGGACCCGAACUCCCGGCCGGGCUUCGACGACGGCAACGCCAACGCGCGGACGUUCCUGAUGCCGCACUUCUCCUUCUGGGCGUGGAAACUCCCCUUCAUCGGGUCCAUGGGCAGGGCGGCCGAGGCCAUCGCGCACAUCGAGACCGAGCUCAACCCAACCUUCGCGUCCAAGACCCCGAAGGCGGUCUGGCGCGGCACGACGUGGUUCAACAGUGUGCACAACCCGCGGCUUCGCGCCAACCUGCUCGCGGCGGCCAAGGACAGGCCCUGGGCGGACGUCGAGGCGCUGGCGUGGGACGGCGGCAAGGACGCCAACGGCGAGCGGACGGCCAGCAACGGCCUCCCGAUCGAGGACUUCUGCAGGUACAGGUACAUCCUGCACACGGAGGGCGUCACGUACAGCGGGCGGUUCCAGUUCCUGCAGAUGUGCGCGAGCGUGGUCAUCACGCCGCCCAUCGGCUGGAUGCAGCACGCCACGCACCUGGUGAGGCCGGUGUUCUCGAGCGCCCUGCCCGGGCUGGAGGGAUCGUGGGAGGCGGGGCCGAUGACGAGCAGGUCGUGGGGCGAGGGCUACGGCCCCGAGGAGGCCAACAUCGUGUUUGUGAAGCCGGACUGGUCGGACCUCGACGACGUGAUCGGCUGGCUCGAGGGCCACCCGGACGUGGCGGAGGGCAUCGCGCGGCGGCAGCGGAGUUUGUUCGCGGAUGGGGGCUACUUCAGCCCUGCUGCUGAGGCGUGCUACUGGCGCGCGCUGAUCAGGGGGUGGAGCGAGGUCGUGCUGGUUGUUGAGGGCGAGCUGGAGGAGAUCGGGCCGGGACAGACUUUUGAGUCCUUUGUGCUAACUAAUGGGGACUGA
Messenger RNA from Diaporthe citri, 2778 nucleotides. RefSeq lists its product as uncharacterized. The coding region runs from base 1 to 2778 and encodes 925 amino acids. Gene Ontology annotation, molecular function: ATP binding; ATP hydrolysis activity. NCBI's taxonomy places the organism in Eukaryota, Fungi, Ascomycota, Sordariomycetes, Diaporthales, Diaporthaceae. The record is from RefSeq and is a predicted model, not a curated record. Gene Ontology annotation, cellular component: cytoplasm; mitochondrion. The transcript has 3 exons.